CGCAGCGAAAUAGGCUUCCCUAUUCUGUAAAUACUUCUGAACUCUUGGCAAUUCGUUUCUUCGUCCUUAACCAAAAAUUGUUUUAUUAGAGGGUUUUUGUAAACAAUGGGCCGCUUAAGGAAAAGAUUCAAUGAGAAGGGCCGUCAGAGCGGCAUUCAGAAGAUGCUAAACCUGAAAAAGUCGCGAUUGCAUCGCUCUGUACGAGAGCAAGAUGAUGCGUCUUCUGAACAUCCAAAGCCCAUUCUUGAGGAACCUCAAACCACUGAUACAAAUGUGGAUGUCAUUACAGAUGAAGAUAGAAAAGCGAAAGAGGAGAGGAGGCGCCAAUUAAAAGAACAAUUGAUGAAGGAAAAUGAAGGUGCUCCCAUGUCUACAAAAAAGAAAAAGCGGUUAGACAAAUAUAUUGAGAACAAACUAAAAAAAGAAACUUCUGCUGCUUUAAUGGCAAAAAUCGCCGAGGAAAGCGUGGAUACAUCUUUAUUGUAUAGUACAAAAGACUUAGGAAAACCAAAAACUUCUAAGGAACGAUUGCAAAGGUCUUUGUUGGAGGAGAAGAAGGGCUUGCCAAUUUCCGAUCCUUCAAGCCGUCUCUAUACAUCCGUAGAAGUGAACGAAUCUCAACCGGAGACUUCAGAGCCAAAUGUACAAACUAUAUCCCAAAAUAAGAAUAUUCCUGGUACUGCUUUUGGAUUCGGAUUUUCCGCUACUUCUGUCCCUUCCGCCGCAACAACUACGGCACCUAUAAAAGUUCUUCCACCGAAACGCAAAAGAUCACUCCGUUGGGGAAAAAACGAAGAUUUUAGUGAUGCUAAUGAUUCUGAUGAACAAGAUUAUUUAAGCACCGAUAGUGAAGAAGAAGCAGAAGAAGAUGAUCAAGAAGAGACAGCUGAUUCAGUAUCCGAUAAUGAAGUGUCACCAGAAGUAAGCACCGCGGACAACGAUAAAGCUGAAAUUCCUAAUGGACACGUCGGAAAUGGUUUUAAAAACAAACCCGACAACAAGCAAUCGAUAGUUACCCAGCAUCCCGAUCUUCACAGUGAGGAGUUUGACCUGAAUUCAUCAGAAGAAGAAUUUAGCGCCGACGAAAGUGACGAAGAUCGUGAUAACGAAGCUUCUGAAAGAGCCAACAGAUUUAAAUCUUGGGCUGCUCAACAAGUUCUUCCCGGUGAUUCAUUCGAGCAUGAAAAGCAAGAAUCCGUAAUAUCAGCUCAAAACGACGAAAUUCGUCGCCGCAUAAGAAAUCCUAAAAAAUUAAAAAGGGUUGAAGACGAUUCCGAUGUUUUACCUGUUGGUGUUGACGAAGUGAAAAAUCGAAAGACAACUUACAGACUUGUAAAUCGCCCUCCAGAAAUUCAGGAAUCUAGACUUGCACUUCCAAUAGUUGCUGAAGAACAAAGCAUAAUGGAACAUGUAUUUGCAAAUGAUGUGGUAAUAAUAUGCGGUGCAACCGGAAGUGGUAAAACAACUCAGGUCCCUCAAUUUCUAUUCGAAGCUGGAUUUGGCUCUCCUGAAUCAGACACCCCAGGAAUGAUUGCUGUUACACAACCUCGUCGUGUAGCUGCAGUUAGUAUUGCUAAGAGAGUUGCCGAAGAACUCACGGGCUUUUCCUCUAAGGUUAGUCAUCAAAUUCGAUUUGAUAGCACUGUUAAUCCAGAGACAGCUAUCAAAUUUAUGACUGAUGGUGUAUUAAUUCGUGAAUUAUCGACUGACUUCUUGCUUACUUCGUACUCGGCUAUCAUAGUUGAUGAGGCUCAUGAACGCAGUGUUAAUACCGAUAUUCUAUUAGGACUCUUAAGCCGUAUUGUGCGUCUACGGAGAGAAAUGAGUGAGAAUGAUCCUAAUAUCAAACCUUUAAAGUUGUUGAUCAUGUCUGCUACACUUCGUGUCUCCGAUUUCGCCGAAAACAGACUACUGUUUGCUCAACCUCCGCCAAUUCUGAAGAUCGACGCUAGACAAUAUCCUGUCUCCAUCCAUUUUAACAGAACAACGAAGGCAAAUUACAUAGAAGACGCAUAUGAUAAAGUAUGUAAAAUUCAUAACCGAUUACCAGCCGGUGCUAUUUUGGUGUUUUUGACUGGUCAGCAGGAAGUAGAACAACUUUGUUCAAUGCUUCGAAAACGAUUUAAUCGAUCUUACAGGCCUCAACAAAGACAAAAUGGACGCGUUAAUAUUUCUAAAAAAGAAAUGUCAAUAGAAAAUGAAGAUGUUCAAUCCGACAACGAAGACGAUGAGAAAAACAUCUCUCCGAAAUUAGACUCAAUUGAACUUGACAAAGAGUCUGAGCCAAUGCAUAUUUUACCUCUUUACUCUUUGCUGACAACAGAAAAUCAGUUAAAAGUAUUUGAAAAGCCACCAGAGGGUCACAGAAUGUGUAUUGUCGCUACCAAUGUCGCUGAAACCUCUAUUACAAUCCCGAACGUCCGUUACGUUGUGGACUGCGGAAAAGCAAAAGAAAGAGUUUAUAAUGAACAUACAUCUGUUCAAAAAUUUGAGGUGUGUUGGAUUAGUAAAGCAAAUGCCGAUCAACGUGCAGGUCGUGCGGGCCGUACUGGAGCAGGUCAUUGUUAUCGGCUUUAUUCUUCAGCUGUAUAUGAUAGAGAAUUCAGCCAACAUUCUUUGCCUGAAAUUUUACGCGUACCAGUUGAAAGUAUUGUGCUACAAAUGAAGAGUAUGAACAUUGAUAAUGUUGCAAACUUUCCUUAUCCUACUCCUCCUAGUCGUGCAAACCUUCAAAAAGCAUUGCAUCUACUUUCAGUAUUGGGCGCUACUGACCGAGAAGGCAGGCUUACAAAACUUGGAGAACAAAUGUCUUUGUUUCCCCUGUCACCAAGGUUUUCAAAAAUGUUGAUUAUUGGCCAACAGCUUGGAUGUCUUCCUUUUGUUAUCGCAUUAGUAGCAGCACUUUCUAUUAAUCAACUGUUUGUAUCGAAACAAACACUUCUAUAUGAUGCUAAUAGAAAAGAAAGUGUUUCAGAAGAAACUGAGAAUAUUGAGAAUGAGGAUCUUAAGCAACGUGAAGAGCACAAAAACAGGUUACGUGGUUUCUAUAAUGCUCUUUACAAAUUUCAAGCUAUUGAUACAGAAUCCCCCGCGUUGAGAUACUUGAGUGCGGUUUGUGCUUACGACUAUGCCGCUGAUAAAGCUAGAUUUUGCAAAGAGAACUAUCUUCGUUCUAAAGCAUUAGAAGAAGUUGUCAGUCUCAGGAAACAACUUAUCAACCUUCUAAAAAGAUAUAUAUCAGAUUCCAACAACGAUUUUACCAAACUGCAAUUAAAGCCGCCUUCUGAUAUACAAAUAAAGGCAUUACGGCAAUUCAUAGCUUCUUCAUAUAUCGAUCAAAUUGCGUUCUACGACCAAGAGAAGGGAGGUUAUGUUACACUGUUUCCAUGUGGAGCUGAAACCGCACGGUUUGUUCCGGAUACUCCUCCAAACUUUCAACCUCAAUUUGCUGUGUAUCAACAUUUACAUGAAAGUUCUACUGGAAGAGUGUAUAUGGAACCUUUGACAUCAGUCACUGGUCAGCAGUUGGCUAGACUGGCCAAAAAUUCUAGUCUAAUUUCUUACUCUAAACCUUUGUCUUAUCCUCCUAUUCGCUACAUUGACGACGGCAUCAAACGAGAAUGUUAUGUUGUACCAGUCCUAAGUUCACAUACGGGUUCAGGAGGAGCUUCAUGGAAUCUUCCAGCCGAAAGGGUUAUACAGAAGCGAAUCAAUGGAAGAUGGGAAUUAACUCAGUAAUUCUUUUUGGUAUUGAUUAUUUAAUUUAAAGAAUGACUAAAAAAAAAGACUUGUCAUCUUUAGGAGUUAGAAUUCACGGAUUAAAACAAUUACAAUUUUGGAAUGGUUAGGUUUUGGGAUGAAUAAUAAUAUGGAUUUAUAUCUUUAAAAAAUGUAAAACAAUAAAC
Messenger RNA from Schizosaccharomyces octosporus yFS286, 3905 nucleotides. Its product is annotated as ATP-dependent RNA helicase Dhr1. Gene Ontology annotation, molecular function: RNA binding; ATP binding. Gene Ontology annotation, cellular component: nucleolus; intracellular anatomical structure. NCBI's taxonomy places the organism in Eukaryota, Fungi, Ascomycota, Schizosaccharomycetes, Schizosaccharomycetales, Schizosaccharomycetaceae. The transcript is spliced from 2 exons. The coding region runs from base 106 to 3738 and encodes 1210 amino acids. Gene Ontology annotation, biological process: maturation of SSU-rRNA from tricistronic rRNA transcript (SSU-rRNA, 5.8S rRNA, LSU-rRNA). The record is from RefSeq and is a predicted model, not a curated record.